Molecule: messenger RNA, 1545 nt
Organism: Penicillium canariense
Lineage: Eukaryota; Fungi; Ascomycota; Eurotiomycetes; Eurotiales; Aspergillaceae
Gene: fhdA
Product: putative transcription factor Tos4
Exons: 2
Coding region: 1-1545 (514 amino acids)
Molecular function (GO): protein binding
Source: RefSeq, a predicted model, not a curated record
AUGGAUUCCUCACCAACUAGGGCCUUCCUGGCUCCUGCCGCUGGCAUGAAGCGUCCGGCGUCUCUGCUGCCUGCCUUCGAGCCCUUGAGCUCGUCCCCCUCUCUUCCUAGGCCCCAGAAGCGUGUCGCACGCGAACCCGCCGUCUCAACCUAUCCUACCCCCGUGCCAACCUCCUCGACACAUAUUAUGUCGUCUUCGCCGCCCGGAAUUGCUGCCGCCGCUCGAUCUGCAGCGCGUCGUACCUUCUCUGCCGCGUCGGAACGAACUCCCUUGUCCGCGGUCCCUACAAUCAUGUUGCCCGAAAAUGGCGAGUCUAUGCUCAUGGGUCGGUCCAGUGCUUCAUGCCACCACCAGUUAGCUGCUAGCCGAAUGAUUUCUCGUAUUCAUGUCAAGGCCACCUACAAGCCGGCGCCAAACCCCUUCGAUCGGGACAGGGUUGAGAUUAUGUGCAUGGGUUGGAAUGGAAUCAAGAUUCACUGCCAGGGAAAGAAGUAUGAUUUGGCUAAGGGAAAGACAUUUACAUCGGAUAUCAAGGAUGCGGACAUCAUGAUUGACGUGCACGAGGCACGCGUCUUGGUGCAAUGGCCCCGGAACGAAAAUGAUAGAAAGGAUUGCCCGUCUACGGACUCGGAACAAACUUGGGAUGAAGGCACACCGACCCAGAAGAAACUCCGCCGGGUACUACAGGACAGCCCUUUUGUUGAAAACGAGCGUCUGGUUUCUCCACUCUCGCCAUCGCCUGCCGUGCAACGUGCUGUUCCGCCUUCGUCGCCCCUCUUCACUCCCUCUCGUGCCCGUGGCGCGGUCGUUGUAUACGAAGACGAGCCCUCCCCCUUGAAGCGUCACAACACCGUUGGCGGCAUUACUUCCCACAGUGCUCGCCGUGCCAGUGAAAUGCUGCAGAUCUCGCAGUCUAUUGAUAUCAGGAGGCCCGAGGAGGAGUCUGAUAACGACGAGGAAAACGACCCUAUUGUCCACUCCUUUGGUCCCUUUGGUGAAAACCUGCUUCCCCGCAUGGCCUCCUUCCAUGCUGGUGAUUCUCCCAUCCGUUCUGCGCGUUCGCCUCGCAGCUUGCUGCCGGCGCAGCCGCUCCAGCCCAUCAAGUCUCCCAAGCAGCCAUUGAACUCCCACGAGCAAAAGGAGCAAAGCGAGACCACUGAGAAAACCCAGGAGGAGGACGAGAGCUUUGAAAGAGUUCGUAACCAUACCGUGAACCAGCUGGCCUUCUCUCGCCUGUCAUCGACUCCAUUCUCCACCAUUUUGAACAACCUUCCCCCUUCGUACUGGAAGUCCAACGCAUCCAACACUUCUGGCCCGUCUCGCUCGAACAUUCGCAGCAUCCUCGAAAACACCAAGUGCAUCGGCAAGGUCGCGCGUGAAGGCAAAGAUGCCGCUGGCCAGCCCCUCGAAAGCGAGUACUACUAUAUCCCCGACUUCGAUGAGGACAUGGGACGCCGCGAGACAGUGGUGAACAACCUCAGGAAGCCCGGACUCCGCAACUGCCGCAAGCAGCACAAGCAAUACUUCUGGAAGAAGCCGAAAUAA